Xenopus laevis (African clawed frog) is the source of this 1038-nucleotide messenger RNA. Its product is annotated as C3a anaphylatoxin chemotactic receptor-like. The record is from RefSeq and is a predicted model, not a curated record. The coding region runs from base 1 to 1038 and encodes 345 amino acids. Lineage: Eukaryota; Metazoa; Chordata; Amphibia; Anura; Pipidae. The transcript has a single exon.
AUGUCCAUAACUGUCACACCUCUUUAUAACAUCUCAAAGGAAAGAGAAGACUUCUAUGGCAAUCGGUCGGAUGGGAUUACACUUCCACCAAAUACAUAUGGAGCCAUGCGAAUUUUCUCCAUUAUCUGUCACAGCAUUACCUGCAUUGUUGGGAUUAUUGGAAAUGGCUUUGUCAUCUGGAUUGCUGGCUUUAAGAUGAGCUCAAUAAGCGCCAAGUGGUACCUUAACCUGGCAAUAACAGACUUUAUUUGCAGUGCCAGUACUGUUUUACGUAUUGCAGAGUGGAUUCAUCAAGAUUAUUUCUUCCUGUGUUUGUUCAGUUUUGUUCUGCUUCUUAUAAACAUGCUCACCAGUGUCUAUUUCUUAACUGCCAUAAGUAUUGAUCGCUGUAUAACAAUAAUGUGGCCAUUUUGGGCAAAAACUCACAGGACAAAAAAAUCUGCCACCGCUGGUAUUGUUAUUACCUGGAUAAUGUCUCUGCUCUUCUCAGUCAUCAUUUUUUUUGUAUAUUUAGAUAGUUUUCAUGAUUUGAUGGCGUGCGCUCCCGAAGAAAGGUCUUCUUAUUUUGUCUACAACACCUCGAAGGUGGAGAACUUUGAAUACAAAAAGCAUCCUGUUCAAUUUACUGUUUUAAUUGUUAUGUUUUUGUUACCAUUUACUAUUAUCCUCCUCUGUUAUGGCUUCAUCGUGUGCAAAGUGGCCACUUUGAGAAGAGCCAACAAAUCUCAACGGUCGCUGAAGAUCAUCAUUGCAAUUGUCACCUGCUUCUUCGGCUGCUGGUUCCCAUAUAACCUAUGGCAAUUUACCUCACUCAGAACAAAUAUAGAUGACAUUGGUGUCGACUUAAUAAUAAGUUCAAUUUCAGUCUGUUUGGUUUAUACCAGCAGCUGCCUCAAUCCCAUCCUCUAUGUCUUCCUGGGCAGAGACUUUAAGAGUAAUUUGAUAAAGUCCAUACCAGCCAUACUAAAAAAUGCAUUUAGUGAUCCUGAUGAUAGAACAAACAGAGAAGCAGACGCUACUGAUGAGCUGGCAAUCUGA